AUGUCGCAUCUGCAAUAUCAUUGCUACGAAGGCUGGGGCCAAAAGGCCAAGCGAGACUUCAAUUACAGCCAAGCCGUCCGCAUUGGCGAUCGCAUCGAGUGUGCAGGCCAAGGCGGCUGGGAUCCGAAGACCUUCGAGUUUCACCGAGAAAUCAACGCACAGAUUGACCAGGCUUUCGCCAAUGUCGAUCUGAACCUGAAGGAUGCAGGAGGGAAGGGAUGGGAGCAAGUUUUCCGGGUGAACUCGUAUCAUGUCCCAAUCAACAAUGAGGCCCUGGAUGCGAUGGUGCGAAAUUUCAAGAAGUGGAUGCCUGAGCACCAACCGAUUUGGACGUGUGUUGGCGUCACAAGACUUGGCGAGGAUGAUAUGCGGGUUGAGAUUGAGGUGGUUGCUCAUGACCCUUGA
This is a messenger RNA of Penicillium antarcticum, 405 nucleotides long. RefSeq names its product RidA family protein. The coding region runs from base 1 to 405 and encodes 134 amino acids. Lineage: Eukaryota; Fungi; Ascomycota; Eurotiomycetes; Eurotiales; Aspergillaceae. The transcript has 2 exons. Gene Ontology annotation, molecular function: deaminase activity. The record is from RefSeq and is a predicted model, not a curated record. Gene Ontology annotation, cellular component: cytosol.